UGUAAACAUGGAGACUCCCGCCGACGGAUUUUUAUCUAAAAUCACCACCCGGAGCUGUUAUUAACACACCUCAGAAAGCACUUCAUUAAGUUUUCAAGCGGUUUUCCAACAGUGAAUCACUUUUGUGUCCACCAUGAGUCUGUGGAGUAACGGCUCCUCCGCUGAUCUGUACCCGGGGACCCAGCCGCCCCUACCGGACUCCAACACGUCCUCGAACCGUACUGACGGCUCCCAGCCCCGGGGACCCCACGGAGCGGCCCCGCUGGACUUGAGCCGUGCGGUUCCGGUCGGGAUGGUGCUGUCCUCCUUCAUCAUGUUCGCCAUCGUCGGGAACAUCCUCGUCAUCUUGUCAGUGGUUUGUAACCGACACCUGCGGAUCCCGACCAACUACUUCAUCAUUAACCUGGCCAUCGCGGACCUGCUCCUGGGCACUACGGUGCUGCCGGUGUCCGCCACCCUGGAGGUGCUGGAUUACUGGGUGUUUGGUCGGAUCUUCUGUGACAUAUGGGCAGCGGUGGACGUCCUGUGCUGCACGGCGUCCAUCAUGUCUCUGUGCGUCAUAUCCAUUGACCGCUACAUCGGCGUGCGUUACCCACUGCAGUACCCCAUGAUUGUCACAGAGAAGAGGGCGCUGCUCGCCAUGCUGGGCGUCUGGAUCCUGGCCAUCGUCAUCUCCAUCGGCCCACUGCUCGGCUGGAAGCAGCCACCCUCACAGGAUGACACAGUGUGUCUGAUCACUGAGGAGCCGUUCUACGCUCUCUUCUCGUCGCUCGGCUCUUUCUAUAUCCCUCUGGCCGUCAUCCUCGCCAUGUAUUUCCGAGUCUACAUCGUGGCUAAACGCACCACCAAGAACCUGGAGGCGGGCAUGAUGAAGGAGCGGAAUGAGGACUCCAACGAGCUCACCUUAAGGAUCCACUGCAGGAACCAGCAGAUCCAGGACAUGUGUUCCGCCUCCAAAGGGGGCGGGAACUCAGCUGGACGCAGCACGCUCACUGUCAAACUACUGAAGUUCUCCAGAGAGAAGAAAGCAGCCAAGACACUGGGGGUGGUAGUGGGCAUGUUCAUCCUCUGCUGGCUUCCCUUCUUCCUCACUCUGCCGCUCAGUUCUUUUAACAGCAGCCUUCGACCUCCAGAGACUUUCUUCAAGGUCAUUUUCUGGCUCGGAUACUUCAACAGCUGCCUGAACCCCAUCAUCUACCCCUGCUACAGCCGAGAAUUCAAACAGGCGUUCAUUCGGAUCCUACGUUGUCAGUGGAAGAGGAAGCGUCAGGGUUGGCAGGCGUACUACAACUAUCGGAACCAGCAGGGCUCGAACCAGUCCUCGUUCCUGAACGGCAGCCAGCAGACGCUGUCAUCCAUCAGCCCUAGCCCACGCUGCGUCGACUCCAGGCUCCGCCCACCUCCAUGGACCACCACCAGGACCACUUCGACAUCAUCCGACACCACCAGACCUAACCUGCUUCCCGGAGAACGAGCGAAGCCCAACCCCAUGUCACCUCUUGCUAAGGAUUCUGGGUCGAUGUUCAGCAAAUUGAUGAAUGGACGGAGUGGAAACGCAGAGGACGGCAAAGGAGUAAUGCCAUCGAAACACACAAAUGCCGCCUCUGAGCCGGGAUCCAUCAGGCCAUCAGGAGUUUAUCUCACAUGACGCACAGGUACUGAUGACAUCACCAGGUGUGAUGGACAGGCGGGAUGAAUCACAACGCUGUUCUCAGAUCAGCUGCUGAGGAAACAAACACUAAAGCAUCCAGACAUUCAGCUCAGUUUGCUGUGAAUAUGUAACAGGUUACACAAACACUACAACCACACAUCUAGUAUGUGUGUAAUACUGUAAUGGAAAUCAAGGCCCUGUCCACACUAAUCUGGAUAUUUGACUAAACAAACAUCUUCCUGUACAUUUGGGUCGUUUUAAUAACUGCUACUGCUGUUACCCCUAAACGAGAACUGUACCUAUUAAUGUGCAUCCAAAGCAUGUCAAAGUUCUAAACUGGAAGAACUGACGUAAUGGAUUAAAUUAAAGUUUGAUGGUCAUUUCAACAGUUAUCCAGUUUGUAAAAGCGGAAGACAUUUCAUUUUAGACAUUAAUAGCAUGUUUUCAGUGUCAGAUCUUAGGGCUGGGAGUAGCUCUUUAUAUCACUGAUAAAUGUUUUAUAUCUGAUAAUGUUAUAUAUCUUUAUAUCAGCGUUUAAGACACUACAAUCAGUCAGUUUCUACAGGAAACUAAGACACUACGCAUCCCAAUUUGUGCACAUCUACUGCUUUUUUGGUGCACUGACCAUGCACCUGCAGCUUCCAGUUUUUCAUAUUCCCUUAGCUCUCAAAAUUACAAGUUUACAACUUCACUUGAUGGUUUAGUUCCAAAAUAUAAGUCUCUGCAACAAUUAGACAUUUAAUUGUUUUGAUGUUUGCACUUAUUUUGCAUUAUCAUGUGUUUAAAAUAAAAAGAAAAAUACCAAGGUGGUCUGGGUAUACUUGUCUUUUAAAUGGGAGUAGAGGGAUCAAGAAAAAUGCGGAAAAAUAUCCACAUUAAUGUGAACAUGGUUCAUUUCUUCCAACAUGAAAUGAUUUUUCUUUCUUUUUUUUAUUAUCUGAAAGAAAAAAAUUACUCUUUAUUAUGAUGUGUCAGUAAAACAAAAAGAAAGGUAAUACACUACUGGUCAAAAGUUUUCUAAUGGCUCCAUUGACAUUUUAAACACCUGUAGUAAGUCUGUUUUUUUCUGUUGAUUACCAUUAACUAAUCCUCUGGUUCAAGGUGAAAUAUCUCAGUUUAACACUGUCUGGUCUAAAAAUGGUUUAUACACAUGGUUUUUAUUAAGAACUGAACUCAAGUCAUAUAAAGGUAAACGUCCAUCCAUUACAGAGACUGUGAAAGCAGGUUGAAGUAAAGGUAGAAGUACUGAUUCAUCUUCUUUACUGCAGUAAAACUAAAAAGUCUCUGAAACGCACUCACAGUGUAAUAAUAAAUGGUUUAUGGUCAUUUCUGAAAAGUAAACUGAAUCUCAUGCCUCAUAGUUCCAUGUUUUCAUGUGUCUUAUAUGAUGUUUUCACCUCAUUUUCGUCUUGCUUUGUCUUUUGUGUCAUUUUCAUCUUAUUUCAACUUAUCUGCACACCUUAUUACAUCCUAUGAGUCAUUCUUGUCAAUCAGUCAACCUUUAUUUAUGUAGCGCAAUACAACAACCUAAGAAAAUAAAAGAUUAAGACAUAAAUACAAUAAAAGCAAGACAACAAAACACAAUAAAACAAUCAAAGUGCCGUCAUAUUCCAAAAUCCAUUCAUUGUCUUGUUGAUUUUUAUGUUUUUUUCAUUUAAUCUUUUGAAUCAUUUGCAUCUUAUUACAUGUUUUAUGUCAUCUGUCUUUGUUUCAUUUUCCUCCUGUUUCAUUGCUUUUUCAGUUCUUAGUAUUCAGGUUUAUUUUUUACAUUAUUAUUCAUUGCUUAUAUUUCAGUAACAGUAUGUUUUAUCACUUUUGACCAGUAGUGUAGGCAAACAAAACAAAGAAUAAAAUACUGUAGUGUUAAAGUUGGUGAAGACAGUUUUAUCUAUUAAAUACUAUUGUGUCAGUUUUUAUUAAAAA
Molecule: messenger RNA, 3574 nt
Organism: Sphaeramia orbicularis (orbiculate cardinalfish)
Lineage: Eukaryota; Metazoa; Chordata; Actinopteri; Kurtiformes; Apogonidae
Product: alpha-1A adrenergic receptor-like
Exons: 5
Coding region: 134-1648 (504 amino acids)
Biological process (GO): cell-cell signaling; phospholipase C-activating G protein-coupled receptor signaling pathway; positive regulation of MAPK cascade
Cellular component (GO): plasma membrane
Molecular function (GO): alpha1-adrenergic receptor activity
Source: RefSeq, a predicted model, not a curated record